Messenger RNA from Tremella mesenterica DSM 1558, 2057 nucleotides. RefSeq lists its product as uncharacterized. Gene Ontology annotation, molecular function: RNA binding; metal ion binding. NCBI's taxonomy places the organism in Eukaryota, Fungi, Basidiomycota, Tremellomycetes, Tremellales, Tremellaceae. Gene Ontology annotation, cellular component: nucleus. The transcript is spliced from 7 exons. Gene Ontology annotation, biological process: mRNA processing. Bases 74 to 1996 code for a protein of 640 amino acids. The record is from RefSeq and is a predicted model, not a curated record.
CACUUACCACAUCCUCUCACCCGCCCAGUGCACGUCUUUCAAACCUGAGGAGGUUCAAUUGACAGCGCCCAAGAUGCCGUUCCAAGAUGCUCAUGAUAUGCCUGAGUUCAAGGAAUGGCUCAUCACCACCCUCGAGCCGAUGUGUGAUGCCGACCCAGCGGUGAUGAGCGACUAUAUCAUUGCUCUUUUAAAACACGAAGCUACUAUGUCGGAACAGGAUUGGAAGUUGUUCAUCUCCAGAGAGUUGGCUGAUUUUCUCGAUGAAAAGUCCACACCUUUUGUCAACACCCUGUUCGAUGUGCUUCACAAGAAGGCAUUCCUUCCUUCCGCUUCAGCACCGGUAGAUGUUCCCGCCAAUUCAGCUGUCAACCCGGCGAUGGUGUCAUCUUACCGUCCCAUACCGACCGAACCUUCAUCAUCCACAGUUAAGAGAAUAUCUUCUCCCGUACAGUAUCCAGAGGCUGAAUCUGGACCGUCAACUAUCCGCCCGGCCAACGGCUCGGUAGAUGUCAGCAUGUCCGACGCUCAAGUUGAAGAGGGAGGCGAGGUGGUUCCUGUCAAGGAGAAGUGUUUUGAUUAUCACGAACGCGGUUUUUGCCUUCGUGGUGUCAAUUGCCCUUAUGACCAUUCCGAUGAUGCUAUCAUUCCCGAUCCUGAACAGAUGUUUCGCACAUUUUCCACUUUUCAGCAGGCCUUCAUGCCCCGCGGCGGAAGAGGCGGACGAGGUGGUCGUGGCCGAGGACAUCAUCCAGGAUUCCCAACACCAUUCGGCUUUCCCUUCCCCGUGCCACCCCCUUUCGCUGGGCGACCUCCACGAGAUAAAGAAGCUUCUGCAGAGUUCUCGGGAUCAAACAGACCUCCACAAGACCGUUCUUCUACCACAUUACUUGUCUCGGAUAUCCCUCGGAAUAAUCUGAGCAUACCAGUCAUACGAGACUAUUUCCGCCAAUUCGGGGAAAUCACCAACGUCGCCUUGGAGGGAAAAAGCAGCAGAGCGUUGGUAAGCUUCUCAAGCAACGCCGAGGCGUACAAGGCGUGGAGGAGCGAUGAAGCUGUCUUCGGAAGUCGACAUGUCAGAGUGUUGUGGCAUAGGCCAAGACCGGGACACGGACAAGCUGGUCAACAAGCUCUGGAAGCGUCUGCUGGAAUCAUUGCGAACUUACGAGCUAUGGAGGAUGGACAAUCACCCCAACAAGGGAAAUCUGCAACACUUCUUGGUCCAGAAUCAAGGUUACGAGCUACUCUGACGGAACUCGAGGCAAAGGAGAGGGACCAGAAAAAGGAAAGAUUGAUGGCGGAACAAAAGGUGUUAUUGAAGAAGACGGAAAAUGCCGUGAAAGAGGAGAAAUUAGAAAUUCUGAAACGGUUAAAAGAGUUACAGAAAGAGAUGGAGGCUUUAGAUAAACCACCAGAAGAUGUGUCAAUGGAGUUGGGAGAUAAGGAGAAGUUGGACAUGGAGUUGGCGAAGCAUGGAAUGGAGACGGCUCAGGGGAAGGACGAACAGGAGUUACUCAGAUUAAAUGCUCAGCUUUCAGCUUUGAGGGAUAAAGCCAAUACACUAGGUAUCAACUCUUCAGCCCGUUAUUCUCCCUAUUCUCGUCCUCGUGGACGUGGUCGAGGAUUUCCCUCUAGUAGAGGAGGUAGAGGAAGGGGUGGCUUCCCCCAACGUAUGUCUUUGGACAAUCGUUCCAGAAUACUAAAGAUUGUGGCUGAGGACCAAACGAUCGAAGGGUCAGAAAAGCUCAAGGAAUGGUAUGAAAGUACCGGAGGAGUGGUGAUGUCUAAAGAAGGAGGUAUGGUUGUUCGGUAUCCAAAUCGAGAGAUGGCCGAGAGGGCUCUGGCUAUGGGUACUAAAGAAGUUGGAAUUCCCGUUCAAGCUAGUUGGCUUGCUGAACCUUCUUCGACAUAUACCAACGGGAAUGGACAUCAAGAAAAGAGUGAUGAAGUGGAAAUGAUGGACGAAUCAGGAAGAAGAGAACAUGAUGAAGAGGAGUAAAUCUACAUCUAUCAUGCGAAGCGGAAAAGGUGAUUUAUGCAUGAUACUUGCUCUUUUUUUC